Messenger RNA from Mesocricetus auratus (golden hamster), 1859 nucleotides. RefSeq names its product transmembrane and immunoglobulin domain containing 1 (gene Tmigd1). The transcript has 7 exons. Lineage: Eukaryota; Metazoa; Chordata; Mammalia; Rodentia; Cricetidae. Bases 528 to 1313 code for a protein of 261 amino acids. The record is from RefSeq and is a predicted model, not a curated record.
ACAGGAUGCUGCAGGCCUGUCGGUGAAAAUUCAGGCAAACUACUGCCAGCCACAGGAACCUGUAGGCCAGCAAGAGGAAGGACUCCCUCACCCCUGCCUGCCAGCUUAGUUCAUCACCCCUUAGAAGUUAAGUGGCUGCUGGGGGUCUUUGGCCCUUGAAAUGAACCGUCCUACUCUCACAGGAAGCCCUCCCUUGUUAGUCUUGGAGCGGGUGCUUUCCUUUGGAACUCCUGGCCUCCUUUUCCUCUCUCUUUAAAUUCUCUGUACUGGAGCCAGUGGGUCUAAAGCCUAUGGGACUUGAUGCUUAUUAUGGAGAGGCCCCUUUAAGGAGAAGAGUACCAAACCACAACAUUCAUUGAGGAAUGGUCAGGGCCUGUAGAAAGGGCCUGUGCAUAAAAUGGAGCCUGGAGCCGGCUGGGAAGGAAGUGGAAGUUUGCAGUCCUCAAUAGGAAGAAAGUACAUAAACUCAUUGUACAGAAUCAAGUGCAUUCUUUGCCUCCAGGAGAGCCAAGCUGCAUUCAUUAAGGAUGGUGUGGAAGAUCAUCUGGCCAUUGCAAAUAUGCAAACUUUUCCUAGUGAUUUUAUGUUUGCCACAUGGGAGAACAAGUUCUGUUUUAACUGUGAAUGGUAAAACGGAGAACUAUGUCCUGGACACGCCAACUGGUGUCCAAGCAUCUCUGGAAUGUGCUGUGCAAAACCACACCAGAGAGGAAGAACUUCUCUGGUACCGAGAAGAUGGAAGAGUUGAUUUGAAAACUGGGAAUACAAUCAACACCAGCUCUGUCUGUGUCUCUUCCAUCAGUGAAAAUGACAAUGGAGUCCGCUUUACCUGCAAGCUGCAGAGCGAUCAGACGGUGUCGGUCUCAGUGGUGCUGAAUGUUACUUUCCCUCCUCUUCUAAGUGGAAAUGGCUUCCAAACUGUAGAGGAAGACAGAGAUGUAAGGUUGGAUUGCAACGUGAAAUCCAACCCCCAAGCGCAAAUGAGGUGGUAUAAAAACAACAGCACCCUGAUUUUAGAGAAAGACCAUCACCAAAUCCAAGAAACAACAGAGUCUUUUCAGUUGUCAAUCACCAAAGUCAAGAAAGCUGACAAUGGGACCUACACCUGUAUUGCUAGUUCAUCUCUGAAAACGGAGACCAUGGACUUCCACCUGGUCGUUAUAGACAAAGUUCCAGUUGUACCAAUAGAGCCAAUCAUUGCUGCUUGUGUGGUGGUCUUCCUGACAUUGGCUUUUGGAUUACUUGCUAGAAGAAAAAGAAUAAUGAAGCUCUGCGUGAAAGAGAAAGAUCGGAAUUCGGACACAGCUCUAUGAGAAAGCUUAGCUGCCACCUAGCUAACACAGGAAGAGUUUUGCAUCAAGACCACUUCAAUUUGUGCAACGUCAUCUGUAUUUAUUGCUACUUUUAAAUUCACUCUGGUCAAAUUGUCAGAGAUUGUGAAGAAGUAUUUAAUUAAUUACAAAGCAGUAGUUGUUGUGACUAAUUUGAUCUACUUAUGGAACUAUUUAUGAAUGAGAUUUUUGAAUGAAUUCUGUUAUGCCCUCUCCUUGAAGUAUAUGUUAAUUAAUUGUGAUUUGUUCCUAAUAGAUUGGUAACCACUUACUAUCUGACUUAUCUAGAUAGAAGACUAACUGACAUUGGGGUUUUCCAAAUCAGUGUAAUAGCAAAAAAAAAAUGAAAAUCAAAGUACAGAACACCUGAGAAUUAUGGCAUUCCUAAGUUGUCAGGGAGCACAGGUAGAUGUCAAUUAUCUCCUGUUUUCAAUGUCAUUUUGUUAAUGUCUUAGGACUAAAGAAGGAAGGCUCUCAUCUCAGAAUGUAAGACAUUCCUUCAAAUGGAAUAAAUUUAGUAUCACGAAA